AUGCUGGCAUUAUCUCUGAGAACCGUUCCCAAGAACGACUAUCCAGGAGAUGAUGAGAAAUUCAUCAGCUCAGCCUGCGCAUAUGUGGAUAGGCAUCUGUACAUAUUAUCAAUUGAUAUAGGACUCCAGAUUGUUCUGGGGAUAGCCCUGUAUUUCAUGACGACAUCAAAUCUCCAACGGGCCGGGUUUAUGCACGCCAUAGCUGUCAAUCCGGUCUACAGAUUGGAAUACCAUAAACUGUUUGGGGAGACCGUCAAACAUGUCUGGAUAGCGUACAUCAUCGACCGAGAUCUGUCGCUACUCACAGGCGAGCCAUACCUGAUGCAAGAGAAUUAUAUUGAUCCUUCUGCUGAGGAUCUUGCUGAGGAAGGCGAAGGUACUCUAUACGACUAUAAGGAUGAGUGCCGCUUUGAGAUCUUCAGGUUUCGCACUCGACUAGCGACUAUCCAAGGCAAGAUAUUUGACCUGGUCUAA
Molecule: messenger RNA, 474 nt
Organism: Fusarium verticillioides 7600
Lineage: Eukaryota; Fungi; Ascomycota; Sordariomycetes; Hypocreales; Nectriaceae
Exons: 1
Coding region: 1-474 (157 amino acids)
Source: RefSeq, a predicted model, not a curated record